This is a messenger RNA of Exophiala dermatitidis NIH/UT8656, 1710 nucleotides long. Its product is annotated as NCS1 family nucleobase:cation symporter-1. The coding region runs from base 1 to 1710 and encodes 569 amino acids. Gene Ontology annotation, molecular function: nucleobase transmembrane transporter activity. The transcript is spliced from 7 exons. Gene Ontology annotation, cellular component: plasma membrane. NCBI's taxonomy places the organism in Eukaryota, Fungi, Ascomycota, Eurotiomycetes, Chaetothyriales, Herpotrichiellaceae. The record is from RefSeq and is a predicted model, not a curated record. Gene Ontology annotation, biological process: nucleobase transport; transmembrane transport.
AUGGACAAAGCGACAGCAAUGGCGGCCAAUUUCAAGUCGUCCAAAGGUUUUCUCGACUUUGUCCGGACGGAGCAGAACCAUGGGCUUCUGUCGUCCCGUUGGAUCAACAACGAUCUGAAACCUACGACUCCUGCACAACGAACUUGGACAUGGUACCAUCUUCCACUUUUCUGGGCCGGUCUGGCAUUCGGCACCACUGGAUGGAAUGUCGCUUCAUCAUUGAUCGCGGUGGGAUUGUCAUGGCAGUACGCUCUGUGCUCAUGCAUCCUGGGUAGUGCUAUUGCCGCUUUCGCAGUCACGGCUCUGGCUCGACCGGGCGCACGAUACCACAUUGGAUACCCCGUCGGUCUGCGAGCAGUCAUGGGAAUGUACGGAUCGUUUGUCUUCGUCUGCCUACGUCUGAUGACUGGGCUAUUCUGGUUUGGUAUUCAAACAUACUCAGGUGCCAACUUGAUCUCGACAUGCUUUCUGUGCAUGUUUGGCAGUUCCUGGAAGAACUUUGAAAACACCUUGCCCCUAUCAGCCGACAUUACAUCCAAGCAGCUGGUUUGCUUCUUUGUCGCAUGGAUCAUUCAGAUGCCACUGCUAUUUGUUCACCCGUCCAAGAUCCAAUGGUUCUUCACCCUCAAGGGCCUGGUCAUGCCCUUCGCCACCUUUGGUCUUUUCGGCUGGUGCAUGGCUCACGGCAAAGGCAUCACCACCAUUGACAACCACAGCCUCGUCAAAUCGAGCGACGACGUCCCCUUAGGAUGGGCAGUCAUGGCUGGGAUAAACACCAUCAUGGGCACCUUGGCUUCCCUGGCAGUCACGCAGUCCGAUUUGUCGCGAUACUGUCGAAAACCCUCCGAUGCGGGAUGGUUGCAAGGAUUGGCCGUCUUCGUCUCAAAGACUCUUGUCUUCUUUUUGGGCCUGGCCGCCACUGCAUCCAUCCAAGGCGCAUGGGGUAAAGCAUACUGGAACGUCUGGGAUCUUUUGAAUGCCAUUCUCGAUCAUUACUGGACGGCAAGUGCGCGGACCGCGGUAUUUGUGGUUUCGUUGGCCUUCUACUUCUCCGCCAUCGGUUCCAACAUUGGAACAAACACCAUUGCUUUCGGAGCCGAUCUGACCGGUUUGAUGCCGCGGUACAUGACCAUUGUCCGUGGCCAGAUUCUAUGCUGUUUCCUCGGCAUUGCUCUUGUGCCUUGGAAGAUCCUUGCAUCGGCGCAGAACUUUGUCACCUUUUUGGGUUCUAUGCCCAUCUUCUUUGGGCCUUUGGCGGCGAUCAUGAUCACCGACUACUUCUACGCACGACGAGGCAACAUCCACAUCGUAUCGCUGUAUCAAGGCGAAAAAGGCGCCAUCUACUGGUACACUUUCGGCGUCAACUGGCGAGGUGUGGCGGCAUGGAUCGGCGGCUUUGUUCUAGGUCUGCCUGGUCUUGUUGGCCGAUUCCACCCGGACGCCGUGGGCGAUGCGGCCAAGAACAUCUACCGUAUGGGCUGGCUCAUUACGUUUGUCACCUCGGCCGUCUUGUACGCCGUGCUUGUCACUUUGUUCCCCGUACAGGUCUACCCGGCCAGAUACGAGGGUACAUCUCGCAGUUUUGAAUACCUGGGCAAGACGGACGGGUUCUUUGACGAUGAAAUGGUUGUUUUUAUUGAGGGAACUGUGCCGAACGAUGAUGAUGAUCUGGAGAAGAAAGCUGCCGAGGUGACGGAGACGAAGAUAUAG